GUGUGUACUGUUCAGUCUGUACUGAUCUUGCUCUUGAACUUGUUAAAGCAUCGAGUUCAGCAAGAGUUCUCAGCUUCUGUCUCUGAGAAAUGGCGGUGCAGAGUGAAACCAGAAACGGUCUGGUUUUUGCUGUUAAUGGAGAGAGGUUUGAGCUCUCCAGCGUUGACCCUUCAACUACCGUGCUGGAGUUCUUGCGUUCCCAGACUCGCUUCAAGAGUGUCAAGCUCGGCUGUGGUGAAGGUGGUUGCGGUGCUUGUGUCGUUCUACUUUCAAUGUAUGACCCUGUACUUGACCAGGUUGAGGAUUUUACAGCAAGUUCAUGUCUCACUCUACUUUGCAGUGUAAAUGGUUGCUCUAUUACAACAAGUGAAGGCCUUGGAAAUAGCAAAGAUGGGUUCCACCCAAUUCAUCAAAGGUUCACUGGUUUCCAUGCUUCUCAAUGUGGGUUUUGUACUCCUGGAAUGUGUGUUUCACUCUUUGGGGCCCUGGUCAAUGCUGAAAAGACCAAUCGGCUAGAGCCCUCUCCUGGAUUCUCCAAGCUGACAGUUUCUGAAGCCGAAAAGGCUAUUUCAGGAAAUCUCUGUCGCUGUACUGGGUAUAGAUCAAUAGCUGAUGCCUGCAAGAGUUUUGCAGCUGAUGCUGAUAUUGAGGAUUUGGGCUUAAACUCUUUUUGGAGAAAUGGAGAUAGUAAAGAAGUUAAAAUAAAUAGAUUACCUUUCUAUAACCGGAAUAAAGAGAUUUCUACAUUUCCUGAGUUCUUGAAGAAGGAAAUCAGGUCUUCCAUGCUUUUGGAUUCUAAAAGAUUUAUUUGGUACAAUCCUGUUAGUGUCAAGGAUCUUCAAAGCUUAUUGGAGUCCAUCGAGGCUGAUAAUGGAAGCUUGAUUAAAUUAGUUUCUGGUAACACGGGAAUGGGUUAUUACAAGGAAUUAUAUCGCUAUGACAGAUACAUUGAUAUAAGGCAUAUUCCUGAGCUCUCAUCAAUUAGAAAAGAACCAACAGGGAUUGAGAUUGGAGCAACUGUGACAAUCUCUAAAGCGAUUGAAGCUUUAAAGAAAGAAAACAAAUGUGAAGUUCACUCAAAGGGUGAGAUGGUGUUCGAAAAGAUUGCCAACCACAUGGAGAAGAUUGCUUCAGGGUUCGUCCGGAAUACGGCUAGUGUAGGGGGAAAUUUGGUGAUGGCACAAAGGAGACAUUUUCCGUCUGAUAUUGCUACCGUACUUCUUGCUGUGGGUUCAAUGGUAGAUCUAAUGAACGGUCCUAGACGUGAAAAGAUUAUGUUGGAAGAGUUUCUGGAAAGGCCUCCGUUGGAUUCCAAAACUGUACUUCUAAGUGUUAAAAUCCCAAAUUGGGAAUCGAUAAAAAAUAUUUCUUGUGAAACUAACACUAUGUUGCUGUUUGAAACCUAUCGAGCUGCACCACGACCUCUUGGAAAUGCAUUGCCCUAUUUAAAUGCUGCUUUCUUGGCUGAACUUUCUCGAUGUAAACCUUCUGAUGAAAUUAUUAUAAAUAACUGUCAGCUGGCUUUUGGUGCUUACGGGGCUAAACAUGCAAUCAGAGCAAAAAAGCUGGAGGAAUUUUUAGCGGGCAAAAUUUUAAGUGUAGGUGUUUUAUAUGAAGCUAUCAAAUUAGUUAGAGCAACUGUAAUACCUGAAGAUGGCACUUCCUCUCCUGCUUACAGGUCAAGCUUGGCCAUAGGUUUUCUUUUUGAUUUCUUUAGCCCCUUAAUUGACAAUAGGGGUGAAAUUUCUAAUGGUUUGUUGGAUGGAUAUAUGAGUAAUAUUUUGGUCAAGGAUUCCAAAAUAAACCACAAUUAUGUCCAGCUUGAUCAUAAUAAAACCCAAACUUUGCUAUCAUCUGCUAAGCAGGUGCUUGGAUUGAGUACAGAGUAUCAUCCAGUUGGUGAGCCAAUUACAAAAUCUGGAGCUUCCAUCCAAGCUUCUGGUGAGGCUAUCUAUGUGGAUGACAUUCCUUCACCAGCAAAUUGCCUAUAUGGAUCAUUCAUUUGUAGCACAGAACCUUUGGCACGGGUAAGGGGCGUAAAAUUCCAGCCUAAACCAUAUCCAGAUGGACUGGCUGCUGUUAUUACUUAUAAAGACAUCCCCACAGGUGGAGAGAAUAUAGGAUCAAAGACCAUAUUUGGUACUGAACCCUUAUUUGCUGGGGAGCUUACAGAGUGUGCUGGUCAGCGUCUUGCCUUUGUGGUUGCAGAUACACAGAAGCAUGCAGAUAUGGCCAUAAAAUUCGCAGUGGUUGAUUAUGAUAUGGAAAAUCUUGAACCUCCUAUUCUCUCUGUUGAAGAGGCUGUUGAGAGAUCUAGCCUUUUUGAGGUUCCUUCUUUCAUUUACCCAAAACAAGUUGGUGAUAUAUUGGAAGGAAUGGCUGAAGCUGAUCUGAAGAUUGUUUCUGCUGAGAUUAAACUUGGGUCCCAAUAUUAUUUCUAUAUGGAGACACAAACUGCCCUUGCUGUACCAGAUGAAGACAACUGCAUGGUGGUUUAUAGUUCAAGUCAGGUCCCUGAGUGGACACACAUUGUGAUUGCAAGAUGUCUUGGCAUUCCUCAUCAUAAUGUUCGUGUAAUUACAAGACGAGUUGGGGGAGGCUUUGGUGGAAAGUCCGUAAAAGCCAUGCCUGUUGCUACGGCAUGUGCACUUGCAGCACACAAAUUGCGGCGCCCCGUCAGGAUUUAUCUUGAUCGCAAGACUGAUAUGAUAAUGGCAGGAGGAAGGCAUCCCAUGAAAAUAACAUACAGUGUAGGAUUCAAGUCUAAUGGGAAGAUUACAGCAUUACAACUUGACAUAUUAAUUGACGCUGGGUUGUCUGCAGAUAUAAGUCCAGUGAUGCCUCAUAAUGUGCUGGGUGCGCUUAAAAAGUAUGACUGGGGUGCUUUAUCUUUUGAUAUAAAGGUGUGCAAAACAAACCAUACAAGUAAAUCUGCAAUGCGGGCACCUGGGGAAGUACAAGGAUCAUUUAUUGCCGAAGCUGUAAUUGAACAUGUAGCAUCUGUACUUUCGAUGGAAGUGGAUUCUGUCCGAAGCAUAAAUCUCCACACAUACAACAGCCUUAACUUAUUCUAUGAGGGUGGUGCAGAUGAACCGUUUGAGUAUACUCUACCUUCGAUAUGGGAUAGUUUGGCCACGUCUUCAAGCUUAUGCCUUAGGACAGAAAUGGUGAAAGAGUUUAAUAGUGACAAUAAAUGGAGGAAAAGGGGCAUUUCUCGAAUACCCAUUGUGCAUGAAGUGAUGUUAAGACCGACUCCAGGAAAAGUAAGCAUUUUAAAUGACGGGUCUAUUGUCGUUGAAGUUGGUGGGAUUGAACUUGGCCAGGGGCUUUGGACAAAGGUAAAACAGAUGGCUGCAUUUGCUCUCAGUUCAAUCAAAUGCGAUGGAGCUGGGGAUCUGUUGGAUAAAGUGCGGGUCAUACAAUCUGAUACCUUGAGUUUAAUUCAAGGGGGUUUUACUGCAGGGAGCACAACGUCUGAGUCCAGCUGUGAAGCAGUGAGGCUUUGCUGCAAUAUUUUGGUUGAGAGACUCAGGCCUCUCAGGGAAAGGUUGCAGGAGCAAAUGGAUUCUAUCCAAUGGGAGAUGCUUAUUGAUCAGGCACACCUUCAAGUUGUGAACUUAUCGGCAAGUUCUUACUUCGUCCCUGACCUUACUUCCAUGCGAUACCUAAACUAUGGCGCUGCAGUGAGUGAGGUGGAGGUAAAUCUUUUGACAGGAGAAACCACAAUUUUGCAAACUGAUAUUAUCUAUGAUUGUGGAAUGAGUCUCAACCCUGCCGUGGAUUUAGGACAGAUUGAAGGAGCUUUUGUCCAAGGAAUUGGGUUUUUCAUGCUUGAAGAAUACUUGACAAAUUCAAAUGGAUUAGUGGUUGUGGAAGGCACAUGGACAUACAAGAUUCCUACACUUGAUACCAUACCCAAACAAUUCAAUGUUCAAGUACUGAACAGUGGACAUCACCAAAAACGUGUUCUCUCUUCGAAAGCUUCAGGUGAGCCACCAUUACUUCUAGCAGCUUCAGUACACUGUGCUACUAGAGCAGCGAUUAAAGAAGCCAGAAAACAACUUCUCUCUUGGAGCAGCCAAGAUGAGUCUACCACUAAUUCAACUACAUUCCAGUUGGAGGUUCCCGCUACCAUGCCUGUCGUGAAGGAGCUCUGUGGGCUUGAAAGCGUGGAGAGGUACUUGGAAUGGUCAAUGGGCACAAAGUGAAGGAUAGUGAGACAGAAUUUAUCAUUGUUAAUUCAAUGGAGCAUGAUGUAAUCUUGGUGGCAUGCAUGUGAAUAUGUGAUUAUGACUAAAACAUUGUGUUCCACCGUCUUUAUACUCUUUUAGCAUUUAAAAAAUAAACGUUGAACCUCACUUUUAACGUUACUCCUCUUGGGUUGCCCACUGACAGGCGCCCUAUUAAAUCUUGUAAGGACCAACAUAGCAACAUCCAUAGAAGCAUCUCAUUAUGCUCAAACUCAUUUGGUCCUAUCAAAUGAAGCAACUCUAAUUCCUUUCA
Messenger RNA from Alnus glutinosa, 4503 nucleotides. RefSeq names its product abscisic-aldehyde oxidase-like. The record is from RefSeq and is a predicted model, not a curated record. Bases 90 to 4208 code for a protein of 1372 amino acids. The transcript has 10 exons. Gene Ontology annotation, molecular function: 2 iron, 2 sulfur cluster binding; FAD binding; iron ion binding. Lineage: Eukaryota; Viridiplantae; Streptophyta; Magnoliopsida; Fagales; Betulaceae.